This is a messenger RNA of Mercenaria mercenaria, 4572 nucleotides long. RefSeq names its product acyl-CoA-binding domain-containing protein 5-like. The transcript has 11 exons. Bases 25 to 1428 code for a protein of 467 amino acids. Lineage: Eukaryota; Metazoa; Mollusca; Bivalvia; Venerida; Veneridae. Gene Ontology annotation, molecular function: fatty-acyl-CoA binding. The record is from RefSeq and is a predicted model, not a curated record. Gene Ontology annotation, biological process: autophagy of peroxisome; fatty acid metabolic process.
UAAAUUAUCACAUGAUAAUACAAAAUGGCUUCCGCGUCGCCAAAAUCUAAAUUUGAUGCAGCAGUUAAAGUUAUACAUAGUUUGCCUAAAGAUGGACCAUUUCAGCCAUCGAGGGAGAUGAUGUUGUUAUUUUAUGGUUACUACAAGCAGGCAACAGAGGGACCAUGUACAUCCCCUAAACCAGGGUUCUGGGAUAUUGUCAAGAAGGCUAAAUGGGAAGCAUGGAAUAAGCUGGGUGAUAUGGAUCGGGAAACUGCCAUGAUUAACUAUGUUGAUGAACUGAAAAAGACAUUAAAAGAUGGUACCAAACAAUGGGACGAAAUGUCCAAAAAUGGUGAUCCAAGGAUUGUUGAAGCCAUGCCACAGACACAAGUUGUUGGUGACUUUAUGGAAGUGCUGGGUAGUUUCUAUGAGAUAGUUGAUGAAGACUCCCCCAUGAAAACAAGAUCAGUACUAAAUGGUGUUGCACUAGAUGACGGAUAUAAUACUGAACCUUCUACCGAUACUUCUACAGAACAUGGAGAUAUAUCAGAAAACAAUACAGAAGGUGACGAACCAGUACAACCUGAGGAAGUUAUACAAUCCAAUGGUAACAGUAUACAGAGCAGUGAUAGUGAAGAGGAAUUCUGUGACACAUCUGCUGAUCUAGAGAUACUAGGGGUAAACAGACAACCAAAUGGACCUGUAUCAACAGCCCAGAAUGUAGUUCCAGUUAAAUCACUGAAAUCCAACCAUGUAAGGUUUUCAGAUACCAAUGGAAAUGACUCGCCUCAUAGAGAAAUUAAUGAAACUAUACAUGUUGCUCAAGGAUUUCCUUUCAUUGCAUCAAACAAUGUUAAUGGCGAAGAAGACAUUUUGUGUGAAACAAGUAGUCCAUUGAACACUGCAGUAAGUGCUAGUAAAUUCAGUGGUGAUUUAAGUACGGAUAUAAGUGUUUCGAACGCUUCUAAUAAUAAUUCUAAUGUUGUGGGUGUGGUAGAUGAGGGUGAGGACCCACCAGAUGGAGGAGACAAAGGACAACAAAGAAACCAGAAACCAAGCCAAAGUGGCAGGAGAUCAGGGGCAUCAAGGACAAAUCUACAGGGUACAGGGGGUAGGAGAGCCUUACUGCCAGGUGGUGGGGCAGGUGGAGGGGGCGGAGCAGGGGAGCAAGGUCCUGUUGCAGGGACCAGUGGAGAUGCUAAUGAACAAAUUACUACAAUUCUAGUCAGACUACAACAGGAUAUGGCAAAUGUGCUAGACAGACUCAACAGAUUAGAGACACAGUCUAGACAGAGACAGAGAGAGGAAUCAUCUUGGAUUACUUCAAUAUUUAACUGGGGUCCAUUUGCCAACAGGGCUGGCAGAGCUGCAUUCUUCUUCCUUGUUUGGCCAAUUGUUGUUCACCUGGCUUUAUCAUAUUUUUCCAGAAGACGGAGGAAGAGAUAGGCAGAUAGUGGAACAUUAAUGUUUUAUUUCAUUUUAAUCUAUGUUAGUGAUACUUUUGAUCAAUUGUGAAAUUAGUACGGCUAAGAACAAGAAUAUUUUCAAAAUUUGUACCUCCGCUAAUUAAUAGCACAUACAGUCGUGACUUUUAUUUGUCAUAUUUUUUGUUUCCUUGUGUUCUUAAAGUCAGUGUUAUAAAUUUUACAGUCAGGUUAACAGUCUUAAAGAAAUAUUUUUCAGAAAAUCAGGCAAUAGUAAUUAUAUUAACAUCAGGUUUGUUAAAACUGCAAUAACCGGAAUAAUUUUGCUGAAGCAACAGUGCUUUUCUGGUUGGGCAUUUUCAUAAAAGUAUUUUGAUAUUUGUACUUAAAUUAGGUAAUUAUGUCUCCCACCAGACAGUGGUGUGGGAGACAUGUUGAUUUACUCCUGUCUGUGUGUGUGUCUGUCGGUCACAAAUCUUGUCCGCACUCUUAAGUCGAACAUUUCUCAUCCGAUCUUCACCAAACUUGAACAAAUUCUGUUUGCCAAUAAGUCCUUGGCCAAGUUCGAUAUCUAGCCAUAUCAGCCCUGGCAUUUCGAAAUUAUGGCCCUUGAAACUUGUUUUUGAUAAUCAAAGCACUCAAAGUCUGAUAAGGCAGUUGAGGUCUUUGUGCAUGGUUGACUCAUAUACUACUAUUCAGAUGAUUAGGCAGUUGUGGGAGACAUGCGCUUUUCUCAAAAGCAGCUCUAGUUUUUAGCUCGACUAUAUGAAGUAUAAGGAGAGCUAUCCUACUUGCCCCAGCGUCGGCGUCUUUCCGCGUCCCCACCUUGGUUAAAGUUUUGGUGCACUUUCUCUUUUUUCAAGGUGUCUCUGUAAUUACUUGAUGGAUUUGAUUUAAACUUGAAAUACUUAUUCCUCAUCAUCAUCCACAUCAUCUGACAUAAGGGCCAUAACUCUGGCACCAAUAUUUCAUGAAUUAUCCCCCCUUAUCACAUAGAUGUUCAGGUUAAAGUUUUGAUGCACUUUCACUCUAUCUCUGUUAUUACUGAAUGGAUUUGAUUCAAACUUAAAAUAGUUGUUCUACAUCAUCACCCACAUCAUAUGACACAAGGUGCAUAACUCUGGCACCAUUUUUUCAUGAAUUAUUCCCCCUUUUUACUUAGAAUUUCAGGUUAAAGUUUUGGUGCACUUUCACUCUACCUCUGUAUUACUGAAUGGAUUUGAUUCAAACUUAAAAUGGUUGUUCAGCAUCAUCACCCACAUCAUAUGACACAAGAUGCAUAACUCUGGCACAAUUUUUCAUGAAUUAUUCCCCUUUUUACUUAGAAUUUCAGGUUAAAGUUUUAUGCACUUCACUCUAUCUCUGUUAUUACUGAAUGGAUCUGAUUCAAACUUAAACAAUUGUUCAACAUCAUUAUCCUUAUCAUAUGACACAAGGUGCAUAACUCUGGAACCAAUUUUUCAUGAAUUAUUUCCCCUUUUUACUUAGAAUUUUAGGUUAAAGUUUUGAUGCACUUUCAUUCUACCUCUGUUAUUACUGAAUGGAUUUGAUUCAAACUUAAAAUAGUUGUUCAACAUCAUCACCCACACCAUAAUGAUGCAAGGUGCAUAACUCUGGCACCAGUUUUUCAUUAAUUAUUCCCCCUUUUUACUUAGAAUUUUAGGUUUAAGUUUUGAUGCACUUUCACUCUGUCUCUGUUAUUACUGAAUGGAUUUGAUUCAAACUUAAAAUAGUUGUUCAACAUCAUCACCCACACCAUAUGACACAAGGUGCAUAACUCUGGCACCAAUAUUUAAUGAAUUAUGCCCCUUUUUGCUUAGGAUAGACUUAUAUAGUGUUUUGAUACAUUUGAUCUUUACCGCUCUUAUUACUUUAAGUUGAUAUUUUUACAUAGACUCAGGCUAUUGUGCAAUAUCUUCAUCCACAAUUGGAGUCAUUAAACACUCCAGUGACAGCUCUAGUUUCCUCAGAUGUGUCCAGUUUCACUAUCAAGCAUCGAAAUAGUCGAGCGCGCUGUCUCCUGUGACAGCUCUUGUUUGAUAAUUUCUAAAUGCUCAUUGGCUCAUAUUGCAAUUUGUAACUGAACAACACUUACAAAGCUGAUUGGAAACGGUCUAUAACUUUAAUGUAAACAUUUCUUUUGUUAUCACUACCAUCAUGCUUGCUUGUUGUCAAGAAUCUUUUCAGAUUUGAAGAGGGAAAACAUUACAUGAUAUUUAAAAUUAACUUGAACUGAACUUUCUUCCUGCUAUAACUUCUACAUAAAAUCUUAAUGAUAUAUUGAUGUUUUUGUCAGUAUUUGACAGUAGUUAUAUUGAAUCAAAAUUAAUAUUUGAAAUGACAUUUUUAGGGUAACUUGUAUAUGUUACAUAUAGAGAACUGUGGUUGUUUUAUGUUAUACAUGUUUUAGACAAGUCUUGGUAUACACAUAAGUCACAUGGCUGUAUUGUUGUCUACUUAUAUAAUAAGUGGUAAAAAGUUUUCUUAAGACUUGCAUGCAUUUCCAGUCUUCAUAAAACAGUUAUAUUUCAAAGUAUUCUUACAUGUAUUUUUCAAAAUUAUGUAUCGAGGGUUGAACACAAUACUGUCAUAAGUCCUUCUUUAUUUAGUAGGAGUUACUACAGUAUUGCGUUCAACCCUCAAUAUCAUUGUUUCUUUCUAACAUAUAGUGCUACAUCAAAAUUAUACAAAUGUAGAAUUUAUACACCUUUGCAUUCAAAUGCUUUAAGAACAGUUUCAACAGUAGAACUUACGGACAAAUAAAUGUAUAUUAUUUUCAUAGAAAGUAACACAAUUCAAUUUUAAGGAGAGGAAAACAUAUGAGCAUCUUAUCAUUUUAUAUAAUUAUUAUGUAAAACAAAAUAAGAAAAUGCAGAAAUGUGAGAAAAACAAAUCAUGUAAAUGUAUCAGAAGAAUCAAUUCUAUGAAAUUUUGCAGCUGUAGUACACAAACAUUUAUAAUUAGCAAGCAGCCUCCAUUGUCUAGAGAAGAGAAAUACUUGUUUAGUGAAAAUGAGAUAUGAGAGAACAGUAUGUCUGUGAGUGUGAACUUUUACUGAAUUGUUUAUUGUUAUGUAAUAAGUUAUUGUGAAAAAUUUCAGCUGUGAUAUACAUUCCCAUAAAUGUAAUAAAUGACCUCGGAAUAAAGACUUUGGUUGUUUUCUGUC